Molecule: messenger RNA, 1448 nt
Organism: Lactuca virosa
Lineage: Eukaryota; Viridiplantae; Streptophyta; Magnoliopsida; Asterales; Asteraceae
Source: the annotation of a GenBank genome assembly
CAAGAAACACAACAAAUCUUGUUUCCAUUAUCAUCAAUAUAGAUUCUUUCCUAAUAAACAAAUACGACAUGCUUUUUGACAUUUGUCGUUAUUAUAUCAAAUGCAGGUAGAUCGGAGAUACAACCACUAUUGUGAACAGAUGCAAAUUGUGGUGAAUUCAUUUGAUUUAGUUAUGGGGUUUGGGGCAGCAGUUCCAUACACAGCUUUAGCUCAAAAAGCCAUGUCUCGUCAUUUUCGUUGUCUAAAAGACGCCAUAGCUGCUCAAUUGAAAUACAGCUGUGAAGUAUUAGGAGAAAAAGACGCAGGUUCUUCUGGUGUCACAAAAGGUGAAACACCAAGGCUUAAAUUAUUGGAACAAAGCCUAAGACAACAAAGAGCAUUUCAUCAAAUGGGGAUGAUGGAACAAGAAGCAUGGAGGCCUCAAAGAGGUUUGCCUGAACGAUCUGUCAACAUUUUAAGAGCUUGGCUUUUCGAGCACUUUUUACACCCGUAUCCAAGUGAUGCUGAUAAACAUCUUUUGUCUCGACAAACAGGAUUGUCCAGAAAUCAGGUGUCGAACUGGUUCAUAAAUGCAAGGGUCCGGUUGUGGAAACCCAUGGUGGAGGAAAUGUACCAACAAGAAAGCAAAGAAGAGGGUGAACAUCACCCAGAUGACGACGACGACGACCAAGAUGAAGAAAAUAAGUUAGAAACGAGCAUUAAUUACAAUAAUCAAAACAAAAAUGGACCCCCAUCAUCUUCUUCCUCUUCUGCACUUGCACAAACUCCGAUGCCACCACCUCCUCCUCCUCCUUCGACAUACACCACCACUUCCACAGCGACACCUGCAAAAAGAUCCGAAAUCAAUGACCCUGAAAACGACCCAUCAGUGCUUGCAAUCAAUACACAAAAUUGCUUCUCGGAAAACCAAGCUACUGCCAUGUCCUACUCUUACACUCCUAUCAAUAUCACCUCAACUACCACCGGAAACACUUCCACCACCCCACAAUCUUUUCCGGUCACACUUGAUGCUGAUACAUGCCGACGUGGCAGCAUGCCAGCUGGCGAUGAUGCUACUGAGAUUGGCUCAACACUUAUAAGAUUUGGGACCACUGCUGGUGACGUGUCACUCACUCUAGGGCUACGACACGCCGGAAACCUACCGGAGAAGACUUCUUUUUCAGUUAGAGACUUUGGUGGGUGUUAAAUUAUUACAUGUCUAUAAGGUACUUAGUAAUUUAAAAUAAUUUUUUAGGCCAUUAUUAUACCAUGAAGCUCAUAAAAUUUCUUUCUUCUUUUUAUUUUUAUAUUUUAUUCAAGUAAAACACCAAAGAUAAAAUUUUACAUCAUAAAGGUUGUAUUGUGUUGAUAGAGCAUUUUAUUGGGGCCUAGUCUAAUUGUAUAGUACGUACCUUGUAUAUUUUCCUCUUAUUUUGCUCAUGUAAUAAACUUCUACUCUUGGUUUUUCU